AUGUUGACACACACAUGUAGAAAGAUAUACGGUGUAAUCCUAAAUUGUUACUCUCUACCAUGCAUGGUAUAUCCACUACUAUCCCCUUUUUAAAUUUACAUACACAACCCCAUUAAAAUAAAGAAGCUUAUAGGUUAAGAAACUUCCUCCACUAAAAACCCUAAAAAAUAUAAUAAAACAAAAAGAGAUAAGAGAAUGAGGGAAUAAGGGCAAAGUAAACCAAACUAAAGCCUCUUCUUGCUGCUUUCUUCCUCCCUCCUCUCUUCCUUUAAUGCUCUUUUUCCUUUUCUUUCUCUUCUCUGGUAUUCCCUUGGUUUGAUUCUCCACCAUCUCCCUAAAGAGUCAUCAAAACUUUAUAAAAGAAGACAUAUAUAUAUAUAUAUAUAAAAGAAUUUUCAUUACCAUGAUUUUCUCUUCUAUUCAAGGUUAUGUAGAUCCACCUAAUUGGCACAACCAGCAACCAAAUCAACAUCAACAAAAUGGAAGUGAUAACAUUCAACUUCUUCCACCUUUACCACCUCAAGUGGGAGGUAGUACUGGUGCUUCUGGUGGUGGUACUAUGGGCUCGAUCAGGCCAAGCUCUAUGGCUGAACGAGCUCGUUCAGCAAAACUACCACCACCAGAGCAACAACUUAAGUGUCCACGAUGCGAUUCAACCAACACUAAAUUUUGCUACUUCAACAACUACAGCCUCACUCAACCUCGUCACUUCUGCAAAGCAUGUAGGCGUUAUUGGACAAGAGGAGGUGCACUUAGAAAUGUUCCGGUUGGUGGAGGGUGUCGUAGAAACAACAAGAAGAACAAAAGAAGCCGUUCGAAAUCUCCUAAUUCAACAAACUCUCAUGAAAAACAAACUUCUUCAUCAAGUGCAAUUCCUCCUCAUCAUGAACUAAUUGGUCAUCAGUUACCACAAACAAUUACCAACUUACCCUUCAUGGCCUCGAUGCAGAAUCAUCUCAGUCGUUAUGUUGUUGGUAACGUUAACAUGGGUCUCGGUUUACGCGAGAUCCAAGAACAACAACAACAACAACAAACAGAUCAAAUGGGAUUUCAAAUUGGUGUUGGUAAUGGUAACGGUAACUCAUUAGUUACUGUUUCUGCUGCUGUUGCCGGAGGAGGUGUUGGAGUUGAUCAGUGGCGUAAUUUACAACAAUUUCCUUUCUUGAAUACUUUUGAAUCAAAUUCUGGUGGAAAUAAUUCAUUUCCUUUUCAAGGAGAAAGUAUUGAAGCAACAUCAUCUGGAUUUGUUGGAGAUAUAGCUUCAAAUCCUAGGGUUGUUAAUCAAGAACAACCACCACUUAAAAUGGAAGAAAAUAGAAGUUUAAAUUUGUCAAGAACUUCUCUUGGUGUCUCUGAACAUAAUAACCAGCAGCAAUUUUAUUCAUGGAAUGAUUUAUCAGGUUCUUCAACUACUCAUCUCCUAUAACUUUGGAUCAGAGAUACUUGUUCACAACAACUUCAACUAUGAUCAUUGAUCACUCAUGUUAAUUAUAGCAAGCAUGGUAAUAGAAUUCAUCUUCUUCUAGUUGUAAUUUCUGGUCAUUAUUUCUUGUUUUUUCUAAUGGUCAACACUCUGGUACACAUCUUAUUUGGAUAUGUACUGGUACACUACUGAUAUGGAUAAUUCUGAUUGGUCCACAAAUAAUGUUUAUUAUAAAAAAAUUAAUACACUAUUUGUGAACCUAUAAAAAUUGUCCACAUCAGCAGGUAUAUUGGUACCUAUCCAAAUAAAAUGUGUACCCAAGAAUUCGCCUUUUAUAUUUAUUUUCAUGAAGUCAAGUUUAAUUUAUGUACUAUAUAUAUAUGGGCUUGUUUUGUUUUAUUUUGUAUAACUCUAUGUGUGUGCAUGUAAUGUUAUGUUAUGUUGUGUGUGUUUUCUAUCUGAAUCUGACUAUGUAAUCUCAUUUCCUUAAGUUUACUUACUUUACACCUAUAGCUACUACCAGCUACAUAUAUAGAGCUAGUUUUCUUA
Trifolium pratense (red clover) is the source of this 1972-nucleotide messenger RNA. RefSeq names its product dof zinc finger protein DOF3.6-like. The transcript has 2 exons. The record is from RefSeq and is a predicted model, not a curated record. The coding region runs from base 404 to 1426 and encodes 340 amino acids. Gene Ontology annotation, biological process: regulation of DNA-templated transcription. NCBI's taxonomy places the organism in Eukaryota, Viridiplantae, Streptophyta, Magnoliopsida, Fabales, Fabaceae. Gene Ontology annotation, molecular function: DNA binding; DNA-binding transcription factor activity.